AAUUUCUUGAUAAUGUUCCAUUAUUUUAGUUGACGUAAAGUUCACUGCAUAAUGCAGACGUAACUAUGAUAGAAUAUCUGUUCCUUUGCACUUGAUUUCAAACUUCUCUUUCGAUAAAUUAGAUAGUGUACAAUGUCGAUUUAGGUACAUUUUCAUCUUCUAGGACACGAUGUACAGAUCUGUCUUAGUAAAAAUCAUGAAUGAGACGAAUGUUGUUAUUGACACUACGACAAGAAGAAGAAAACCAUAGACCAGUCCAUGCUAUUGUGCUGCAAGCAUUUCAUAUCUGAAUUACGAAACCUCGCUGUUCUCGACGCCAUUGAAAGUGCUGCCAGGCUCCCGAAGUCCGUCAUCAUUAACAAGUUUGAGGACCGAGCAUACAAUAGGGUCUGGUACACUAUAGUGUCAUAUGUUAUGCAUGAUAGCACAGGAAGUGCCGUGUAUAGCCCCUUGCAGCAAACUGUCAUGAAAAUGGCUGAAGCGGCAUUUGGAGCCAUCAACCUUGAGCAGCACUCCGGGGCUCACCCUCGGUUGGGGGUUGUCGACGACAUUGUCUUCCACCCGUUUGCUCGGGCAUCAUUGGAUGAAGCUGCUUGGCUUGCUAAGGCAGUGGCAGUGGACAUUGGCAAUAUAUUCCAAGAACCAGUUCGUAUGCUGCAGCACACCUUACAGGCAAGGCACUAGACACAAUCGGGCGUGAGCUAGGCUACUACAAACCCAAUUUCAUGGGGAGCCAAUGGGCAGGAUGGCCCAUGCCAGACGUUCUCCAAGAAAAGCCCACUGAAGGCCCAACAAACGUAUCCCCGGCAAGAGGGAAUCUCAAUGAUCAGGGGACGUCCGUGGGUUACCUUGUACAACAUUCCCGUCUUGUCCACGGAUGUUGCGGCCACUCAACUGGUUGCACGGAUGGUGAACGCCUGAGGGGGCGGACUUCCAACCGUGCAAACACCAGGCCUUGUGCAUGGU
Molecule: messenger RNA, 966 nt
Organism: Pyrus x bretschneideri (Chinese white pear)
Lineage: Eukaryota; Viridiplantae; Streptophyta; Magnoliopsida; Rosales; Rosaceae
Product: glutamate formimidoyltransferase-like
Molecular function (GO): transferase activity; folic acid binding
Source: RefSeq, a predicted model, not a curated record